AUGGCUUCCUGGACCGAAUCCUCUGACCUUCGCCCUCCUUCCGCUUUGGCGCCUCCUUUGCCUUCCGGCCCUCCCAUGCGCGAAUGUGCGAACGCGGCCGGACACUUUUCAUUGUGCUCGCUCGUUCUGUGUUCUCUGUCGGCCUUCGCGCGCACCACCGGGCUCUUUCGGUUUCGGUCGAACCGCCUAUUCUCUAUUCUCUAUCCGUCGGACACCCGUGCGCCUCCGACCAAACGGUUCUGCCGACUCUUGCGCACUUCCUGCUCUUCUCGCCCGCGGCUAUUGCCACCGACCGUCCCGCUCACUCUCUUGCGCUUCCUCACCUUCGCGCCUGCAAUCGGUUGGUCGUCCGUAGAAGCUCACACGGAGGGCCAGACUGGAUUGCAAGCGGAUACGGCAUUAUUGCCGCUCUCACAGGCCCCUCCGACGCCCAUAAUUCCGACCGCCACAGCAGCUGCGGUGGUCCACGACGACAGCGAGCAGAGGCUCUUUAAACCUUACAGCUCCGUCCUCACGACGUACAGCCUCGGCAACCACGACCAAGACUCGGACCCGCUGACCACGGCGCUUAGGCGGAGGAAGAACGCUCGAGAUGUCGAGCUCGACGACCGCGUCUGUCUUUACGAAGCUGGCGGCGGGCUGUGCCGUGAUCCCGCGUGCACGGCCGUACAUCUCGAUCCGACUCGACUGGCCGGCGGUAUCAAGACGUAG
Molecule: messenger RNA, 711 nt
Organism: Peniophora sp. CBMAI 1063
Lineage: Eukaryota; Fungi; Basidiomycota; Agaricomycetes; Russulales; Peniophoraceae
Source: the annotation of a GenBank genome assembly